Messenger RNA from Malassezia globosa CBS 7966, 675 nucleotides. RefSeq lists its product as uncharacterized. The coding region runs from base 1 to 675 and encodes 224 amino acids. Gene Ontology annotation, cellular component: cytoplasm; kinetochore; nucleoplasm. NCBI's taxonomy places the organism in Eukaryota, Fungi, Basidiomycota, Malasseziomycetes, Malasseziales, Malasseziaceae. Gene Ontology annotation, biological process: mitotic spindle assembly checkpoint signaling. The record is from RefSeq and is a predicted model, not a curated record. The transcript has a single exon.
AUGGCCACCGCUCAAGCCGUAGGACUGCAAGCGCCUACGCGGACGCACUUGACAUUGAAGGGAUCAACGGCACUCGUGCAUGAGUUUUUCAACUACUCGGUCCAAAGCAUCCUAUACCAACGAUCCAUUUAUCCGUCGGAAGAUUUUCGCACGGUCAAAAAAUUCGGACUUCAAAUGCUUGCCACGACCGAUGACGACCUGGCUGACUAUUUGGAUCGAGCAAUGCAACAAUUGAAAAAGUGGCUCGAGCAGGGCAAGGUUCGUCGGCUCGUGGUAGCCAUCGUCGAAAAAGAGUCACAGGAAACGGUCGAACGGUGGCAAUUUGAUAUCGAGGUGAUGAAUGAGGGACUCACAGAGUCUCAGGUCCCCAAGGAGGGUGAUCAGAUACCCAAGUCAUUGCAAAAGACAGAUGCGCAAGUAAAGGCAGAAAUUGCUGCUAUCAUCAAGCAGAUUACAGCGAGCUGUACUUUCCUGCCGGUCUUGGAAGAGCCAUGUGCGUUCCAAAUUCUUGCUUACACGGAUCGUGAUGUAGAAGUGCCAAUGGAAUGGUCUGAUUCAAAUGCACGACUGAUUGCGGAAGGCAAAGCUGAGCAAGUGAAGCUGCGCAGCUUUUCUACACAUGUUCAUCGUGUUGAUGCAAUGGUUGCUUAUAAACGUGAAGAAGAAGAUCUAUAG